AUUUCUCACUCCCUUCUCACACGCCUCUGCCCCUGCACUGCUCUAGACACACACCCCGAUAUAGAAUGACAGCACAUUGCCACAAUUUAAAUGACACUGCCUCUGCCUCUUGGAAGGACAGGUCCUCAAGAGAGCACCAACCACAGCAACACUCUUCCCUUGCAAAACACCCGUCUUCAUCAUGGCGUAUAAAGCAGCACAUUUGGCCUUUAAGUCACGGUGGCACAAGACAGACGAAGAACUCUGUCGGCACAGCAUGUCCUUCGACUUGCAUAAGGCAAUCCAAAAUGACUUCUUUCAGAGUUACCUUUAUCUGCUGGAAAAGCUUCCCCUGGUGAAACUUUACGCUUUGACAAGUCAAGUUAUCAAUGGGGAGAUGCAGUUCUACGCCAGGGCCAAACACUUCUACCGGGAGGUGCCAGCCACAGAAGAGGGCAUGAUGGGAGACUACAUUGAGCUCUCCAACACAGACAUUGAAUCCUCCAGGGAGUUUCUCAGGAAGUUUGUUGGGGGAGUGGGGAAAGCUGGCACCAACCGCGCCCUGGACUGUGGCUCUGGGAUAGGUCGUAUCAGCAAGCAUGUCCUGUUACCGGUUUUCAAGAGCGUGGAACUGGUGGAUAUGAUGGAGAAUUUCCUGGCUGAGGUCCCAAACUACCUGCAGGGCAAGGAGGACAGAGUAGAGAUGUAUUAUUGCAAAAGCCUCCAGGAAUUCACUCCAGCCCCACAAAGAUAUGAUGUCAUCUGGAUUCAGUGGGUUUCAGGAUAUCUGACAGACAAAGAUCUCCUGGAGUUUCUCAUCCGGUGCCAGAAUGGCUUGAAGGAUAAUGGUGUUAUCAUUCUCAAGGACAAUGUAGCCAGGGAAGGCUGUAUCCUGGAUUGUCUGGAUAGUAGUGUGAUCCGAGACCUGAACAUCCUCCACAGCCUCAUUGAAAUGAGUGGACUCACCAUCCUACGAGAGGAGAGGCAGGAGGGAUUCCCUGAGCAGUGUGUCCCUGUCUGGACACUAGCCAUGCAGAAGGGCCCUGGCCAUUCCUGAUUGCAUGGUGAGACUGCAGAGACUGGACUAUGGAUGAACUUCAGUACUCGGAAGGAGAAAAGCCUCUACUAGAAUCCUCCUAGCAAUGCACUGCUGCUACUACAACUCUAGGGCAGCAACUCCAAAAGGAUCAGGAGAGAAUUAAAAUUGAGCCAGCUUCUCCAGGGAAUAGUCUGCUUCUAAAUCCUGCUUCUCCAUUUUAAAAAGCCUUUCUAACAGCUCAUUUUUAGAUCUUUCUUUCAUUAAGGAGUCAAUACCAGACAAAAUUCAAGUACUAGAAAAUAAUUAAGUCUGAAGCUUCCGUAGUGGCUAAUACAUUUUGGAGUGUUCUGUAUGAGGUGUUAACAAAUAAGCCUGGUUUUUACUAUGGUGCUUAAGUCUUCUUGGAAUUUAAGACAAAUCUGUCAGAUCACUGAAGCAGGAAAUUCAAAUAGCUUCUGGAAAAACUAAGCCAGAUUUUGACUGUCAGCACUAUCUGUACUUUAGAGUAUUUAAACCAAAAAUGUAAGGAAAGUUUUAUCCAUUUGUUGGCAUUAGCUAUGCAAUUCAUUUCUCUUUUUUUGCAUUUGUGUCAGUUUGGAAAAUAAGACAACCUGGUUAAUUUUCCAUUUUUAGGAAGGACUGUAUCCUUCUGAUGUUUUUGCCAUAGAACAAUAGUGGUGCCUAAGGGUUUUCAAACUCCAGGGGAAAAUCUAAAUGACAAAUACAUGCAUGUUUGCAUUGAAAUUUUAUGAAAAGUUUGCCCCACAUACUACAUUCUGGAAAAUAUUUUUUCAAAAUGUUCACAGUGGAAACCACUUGAAAGCUUCUGUUUAUUAUUCAUACCACUGUAAAUGUCUUUCUUUCCCACAUUCAGAACUAGUCUGGCACCAUAUGCGGAGCUAAUGGGAUUUCAUGGGGUGUUAAUAGUAAGACUGUAAGAAGAACUAAUACAGUAUUGUAUUAAUUAACAACUGUACUAAACUGCAGAGGGUGUUGGUGUAACCCAAAAGCAUCUAUGAUUUAUAUUCAAACAGCAGCUGUAUAAGCCUGGAUUUGAAAAUACUAACACACAUACCAUCUCCUUAAUGCUCACAGAAAUGACACAUUAAGCUGCUUGUCCUGUUCAUAAGGGCACAGAAAGUGCUGUGGGAGGAUGGAUGUUUGUUUGGAGAAUUUGAAAUUCUGCUUCAUUCUGGAUGAGGACAAGAAGGGAGAAUUUUGAAAUUCUUUAUGAAGGAAAAGCACAACAACCACAGACUUUUCCAAGUUAAUUGUUUGUUUUAUUAAAUUCAGACAAAAUUAAAGGUUUCUUUUUAACUGGACUUUAAAAAUAAUUUAUUUAAAAUAUUCAGUGUAGUGAAAAUUCAAUUAAAUAUGGCUUGUUCAGAAUUUUAGAAAUGAAUGAAAGCAUCAAAAUGGAUUAUCCUGACUUUGUCUGAAUUUUUAUCAUGUUUUAGCCUCCUGAACUGCAAUUCUCGCAAAACUUAUCAGAUUCUUAAAGAGCUGUAUUAUGACAAACCUCUGUGUUCUGAUGGAAAGAGGUUCUAUAAAACAUCCUCCAUGUGACUGUAGUGACAAUUAUCUGUGUCAAAUACUGUCAUCUAUGUUAAAUUAACUCAGAUAGAAGCCUGAAAAUAACAAUAUCAGGGAACUUCUCAGGUUUUAGUACACUUUGCCAUCCUUUGAUAACAAAUCUCUAGUUUUUAUUUUAAUUGCAUAACUCAUCUACUCUAGCAAUAUGGUUGUAUAUGUCGAGAAUUUCCAGUUUAUGGCAGAGGGCUUCCUGCCAUCAAAUUUUACCCAGUAAUUGUUCUCUUAAUGUGCCAUCACUAAUCGUAGUGUUAAGGAAAACAACCCUGGCGAUUUGGUGAAUAUUCUGGCAUGUCAUAUAACCUUGAAACCUAUGGUUCCCAUGACACAGAUGCUUCUGGAAUGUUUUGGCUAAGUUUUCCAUUUGAAUCAACUGUUAAUGGAGGUAAAUUUAGUAGAGAAUAUUGUUAAAAACCUUAGGGGAGCACCUGCAUUCUGGGAUUGUCCAUGGAACGAAAUACUUCGAAUUCCCAUUAAGCCAUGUCAAUGCUUUCAUUCUGCUGAGGCUGUUAAAAGCUGACGUGAUCUUUGGAGUAUGUGCAGAUAUCUAAAGGAAACCCAGUAAUUUGUUUUACAUGAAAGAAGCAUCAGACCUAUAGUUAAUAACAUUGGUUAGCAAUAACAGGAGAAUAUUUAGAAGGCCUUUACAUGGAUUACAAGUUAAUGUGUCCUUCACCGUUUUUUCUUCCAGCCAGAGUCGUCUGCCGUGGUGCAGAAUACUUGGGGACUACUGGAGAUCCUAGUACAAUGGUGUCUGUGCCAGGCACAUCUGAAUGGUGUUGGU
Colius striatus (speckled mousebird) is the source of this 3392-nucleotide messenger RNA. It is a transcript of the gene NTMT2, whose product is annotated as N-terminal Xaa-Pro-Lys N-methyltransferase 2. NCBI's taxonomy places the organism in Eukaryota, Metazoa, Chordata, Aves, Coliiformes, Coliidae. Bases 182 to 1036 code for a protein of 284 amino acids. Gene Ontology annotation, cellular component: cytoplasm. The transcript is spliced from 4 exons. The record is from RefSeq and is a predicted model, not a curated record. Gene Ontology annotation, molecular function: N-terminal protein N-methyltransferase activity. Gene Ontology annotation, biological process: N-terminal protein amino acid methylation.